CGAGAACGCUACGCCACCACGCCAUCGAGGAAAGAAAGCCACUGGCUCUGCUCCGCGCGUCCGUCACGACUCACAACUCGAAAGGAAGGAUUCCCUGUUCUUGCUCCGUUUCCUGCUCUGUUUUUCCUCUGAUCGAAAUUGGGGUCGAGGACUCGAGGGAGAUGGUGCACCACCACCGGGCCAGCCUGCUUGUGCACCAGCAGCAGCAGAGGAAGGGCGAUCCAGGGGAGCCACUGCCGCAGGAGGGAGGAGGCGGCAGGAUGAAGGAGCUCCGGGGGCGGCUGGCGGAUUACGCCUGCCACCACCGGAAGCACGGCCACGACGCGCUGCUCCGCAUGCUCGCCGGGUUCGCGCUAGUCUCCUGCCUCCUCCUGCUGCUCCCGGGCAGCCCCGUCUCUGCCGCAAUGGACGAGCUGCUGCAGCUCGGGAGGAGGAUGCGGCACGACGAGGAGGCGACCCCCGUGCCGCCGUGCGCGGACGUCGCCAACGGCACCGUCUGCUGCGACCGCACCGCCCUCCGCACCGACGUCUGCGUCAUGCGCGGGGACGUCCGCACCGAGGCCGCCUCCAAUUCGCUCUUCUUGCUCGUGCGGCCCAACUCGUCCGCGGCCGCCGCCGACGAGCGUAUCCGGCCCUACACGCGCAAGUGGGAGUCCAGCAUCAUGAGCACCAUCGACGAGCUCCGCCUCCGCGCCGUGCCCGAGGGGGCCACCGCCGCGCCGGGCCAUUGCGACGUCCGGCACGAAGUCCCCGCCGUUGUCUUCUCCACCGGCGGGUACACCGGCAACGUGUACCACGAGUUCAACGACGGCAUCAUCCCGCUCUACAUCACCGCGCGCCAGUACAACAAGAAGGUGGUGUUCGUCAUGCUCGAGUACCACGACUGGUGGAUGACCAAGUACGGCCACAUCGUCGAGCAGCUCUCCGACUACCCGCCCAUCGAUUUCGCCAACGACCGCCGCACGCACUGCUUCCAAGAGGCUGUAGUCGGGUUGCGUAUCCACGACGAGCUCGCCAUUGACACCGCGCGGAUGACGGGCAACCAAUCCAUCCAGGACUUCCGCCAGAUGCUCGAUGACGCUUACCGUGGCCGUGUCCAGACGAUCAUCGAGGAAGAGGAGAAGGAAGCUGCGGAGGCGGCUGCGAGGAAACAGCACCACCGCGGCAGCAAGAGGAGCCGGCGCACCAAGACGGUCGAGGACGACAAGCCGAGGCUCGUGAUCGUGUCCCGGAACGGGUCGCGCGCGAUCGAGAACGAGGCCGAGCUGGUGCGCGCCGCGGCGGGCGCUGGAUUCCGCGUCGACGUCCUGCAGCCGCGCCAGGACACGGAGCUCGCCAAGAUGUACCGUGCCCUGAACGCGUCUGACGUCAUGGUUGGCGUGCACGGCGCAGCUAUGACGCACUUCCUGUUCAUGCGCCCGGGGUCCGUGUUCAUCCAGGUCGUGCCGCUCGGCACCGACUGGGCCGCCGAGACGUACUACGGCGAGCCUGCGCGGCGGCUCGGCCUGCGCUACAUGCCGUACAAGAUCCUGCCGUCCGAGAGCUCGCUGUACGGGCAGUACGCCAAAGACGACACGGUGCUCACCGACCCGGACACCGUGAACGCCAAGGGGUGGCAAGUCACCAAGAAGGUUUACCUGGACGGCCAGAACGUGCGGCUGGACAUGGCACGGUUCCGCCGCCGGUUGCGCGAGGCUUAUGGCCACUGGGCUGAGCAGAGGCAGCGCCACCGCGUGGAUUCAGGGAUGGAACAGAGGAGGCCACUAUAGCAUGUAUGUUCAGGAGGAUCUUUUAAACAUCUUUUUUCGUUUUUGUGACAUGGGGAAUGUUGUACAAAACAUAUACAGAGGGGAUUGCUGCGGAGUUUGAUGUUACCGAGUGACAUUGGUACUUGGCCGUAGAUAGAUGUUGCCUUAUUUACAUUUGUGGUAGUUGGUAUACAGAGCAGCGCCGUUGUAAUGUACAUAACAGAUGGUGAAACAAAUAAUAAAUAAAGACAAAAUUUGUUCGACAAA
This is a messenger RNA of Phragmites australis (common reed), 2015 nucleotides long. RefSeq names its product xylan glycosyltransferase MUCI21-like. The transcript has a single exon. The record is from RefSeq and is a predicted model, not a curated record. Gene Ontology annotation, molecular function: glycosyltransferase activity. NCBI's taxonomy places the organism in Eukaryota, Viridiplantae, Streptophyta, Magnoliopsida, Poales, Poaceae. Bases 162 to 1769 code for a protein of 535 amino acids.